AACGGCACUUUAUUUUGUAGUAAGUAAAAUAUAACUACCGUAUACAUUUAAAAUGAGUAAUCUUGUUCUAGUCUACUGGGACUUGAGAGGUAUCUGCGAGCCUGCAAGGAUGAUUUUGGAGUACGGUGGCAUGGAAUAUGAAGAUAGAAGGUUAAAAAUAGCAGAGGCAAAAACAUGGUUUGCUGAGAAGUUCUGUUUGGGAAUGGAUUUCCCAAACUUGCCGUACCUAAUUGAUGGAGACAUAAAGCUUACCGAGAGUUGGGCAAUUUACAGAUAUCUAGGGAAAAAGUUGAAUCUAUUUCCAUCAUCAGAUGAAAAUCAACGCCAGGCAGAUAUGCUUCAAGGCGUCAUUAAUGACAUCAGAUCGGCAUUUGCUAGAAGCAUGUAUAAUGUUGACCUCUAUGAUAAAAUUGAUGAGAUCCGUAAGAAUCAGACGGCAAAGAUAGAUAUGAUGGAAAAAUAUUUUACAGAUCGGAAAUUUCUGCUCGAAGAUGAUUUGAGUUUCCUUGAUUUUGCUUUGUACGAAACUUUUAAUCACCACCGUCUUUUCUUCACUGAUAUUUUUGACAAAUCACCCGGUAUUCAACGAUUCAUGGAUGAAUUCGAAUCCAUGAAACCGAUCUCCGAAUAUUUAAAGUCUGAUAGAUACAGAAAAUUCCCGAUAUAUGGUCCCAUGGCUACUUGGGGCGGAAAAUCGGAAAAUGACAGGAAACAAGUAGCGAACUUAUAGCAGCGAGUUAUCUUCCAAUAAUGUUCAUAAUAUACAAGAAGUCUGCUUUUAUACUCCGAUAUUUGUAAGAAUUACAUACUUAAAAAGUUGAAAAUGUCAAAAAAGAGGCUAGAAUAAAAGUAUUUGUAACAGUUUGUCCGUUAAUAAAAUUUACAUUG
Molecule: messenger RNA, 888 nt
Organism: Styela clava
Lineage: Eukaryota; Metazoa; Chordata; Ascidiacea; Stolidobranchia; Styelidae
Product: glutathione S-transferase Mu 1-like
Biological process (GO): glutathione metabolic process
Molecular function (GO): glutathione transferase activity
Source: RefSeq, a predicted model, not a curated record